CAAUAUUAUUAUUAAACUCCCCUCUCACAUGCAAUCAUGAGACCCACUUGUGAAUUAUGAUUACUUUUUAAUCUUCGUAAUUAUCACCAAACGACCAUAAUCAAAUACUACCGAAACAAAAACUUUUACUCUCUAGUCUCAUUACUCCUAUCAUAUCAUUCAUGGCCUUAUCAUCUUCUCUUCACAUUCCUUAUCUUCCAACCAUUUCCUCCAACUAUUCUCCCUCACCUUCCAACCUCAAUAUCACCGCACCCAAAACAUUACGCGCCGCCGUCAUUGGAGGCGGACCAGCAGGUGCGUGUGCCGCCGAAGCUUUAUCGUCCGGAGGUGUGGAAACAUUUUUAUUUGAACGUAAUGUUGCGGGUUCAAAGCCUUGCGGUGGUGCAAUACCUCUUUGUAUGCUUGAUGAGUUUUCUAUCCCACGCGCCAUUGUUGAUCGUGAAGUCACCCGCAUGCGUAUUUUCUCACCUUCUAAUCUUUCUAUUGAUUUUGGUAAAACUUUGCUACCGUCCGAGUUUAUUGCCAUGACUCGGCGUGAGAUACUUGACUCGUUUUUACGGGCUCGGGCUGAAUCUAGUGGGGCUCGUUUGAUUUCUGGGCUUGUUACUCAUAUAGAUCUUCCGGCCCAUGUUGAUAGUGGUGGGCCUUAUGUGAUUCAUUAUAAUGUUGAGGGUUGUAAAAAGAAUGUUAAGGUUGAUGUUGUUAUUGGGGCUGAUGGGGCCCACAGUAAAGUGGCAAGGUGUAUUGGGGCAGGAAACUACGAAUAUGCCCUUGCUUUUCAGGAGAGGAUUAAGUUGCCGGAUGAUGAGAUGGAAUAUUAUAAAGAUCUUGCUGAGAUGUACGUGGGUGAUGACGUGUCACCUGAUUUUUACGGGUGGGUGUUUCCGAAAUGUGACCACGUGGCAGUGGGGACGGGAACGGUUAAGUCGAAGUCGGACCUUAAAAAGUUCCAACAUGGGAUACGGGCCCGGGCCGGGUCUAAGAUUCGUGGUGGCAAGGUGUUUAAGGUGGAGGCACACCCCAUACCAGAGCACCCAAGGCCCAUAAGGGUGCGAGGCCGGGUGGCACUUGUCGGGGAUGCAGCGGGGUAUGUGACCAAGUGUUCCGGCGAAGGGAUAUAUUUUGCGGCAAAGUCGGGACGGAUUUGCGGUCAGGCAGUGGUGGCUGCGUCGGAAGGAGGGACCCAAAUGAUCAAGGAAGAAGAUUUGAAGAGGGAGUAUUUAAGGAAGUGGGAUGGGGAAUACAAAAAUAUGUUUAGGUUUUUGGAUUUGUUGCAAAAUGUGUUUUAUGGGAGUAAUGCAAAUAGGGAAGCUUUGGUAGAAUUGUGUGCGGAUGAGUAUGUACAAAGGAUGACAUUUGAGAGUUAUUUGUAUAAGAAAAUGGCGAAGGGCAAUCCAUGGGAAGAUACCAAGAUGCUUAUGAAUACAAUUGGGAGUUUAAUUAAGUGUAAUAUUGUUUGAGAAAAAUAUGGGAAUUGGGGAUUUACAUUUUGGCAUUAAUUAGAAACUAGAAAAUGAAUAGCUGGCUUCCACCUUUUCUGUGUUAUUGGUGGACUAUUUAUCCAUCUUUUGUUUUAUGUUUGAUAGAAGGUGAAAACAUCUAA
Amaranthus tricolor (Joseph's coat) is the source of this 1603-nucleotide messenger RNA. RefSeq names its product geranylgeranyl diphosphate reductase, chloroplastic-like. NCBI's taxonomy places the organism in Eukaryota, Viridiplantae, Streptophyta, Magnoliopsida, Caryophyllales, Amaranthaceae. The record is from RefSeq and is a predicted model, not a curated record. Gene Ontology annotation, molecular function: FAD binding; oxidoreductase activity, acting on the CH-CH group of donors, NAD or NADP as acceptor. Gene Ontology annotation, biological process: photosynthesis; chlorophyll biosynthetic process. Gene Ontology annotation, cellular component: chloroplast thylakoid membrane. The transcript has a single exon. Bases 162 to 1460 code for a protein of 432 amino acids.